Messenger RNA from Pneumocystis jirovecii RU7, 3275 nucleotides. RefSeq names its product translation initiation factor aIF-2. The transcript is spliced from 14 exons. The coding region runs from base 30 to 3275 and encodes 1081 amino acids. NCBI's taxonomy places the organism in Eukaryota, Fungi, Ascomycota, Pneumocystomycetes, Pneumocystales, Pneumocystaceae. The record is from RefSeq and is a predicted model, not a curated record. Gene Ontology annotation, molecular function: GTP binding; translation initiation factor activity; GTPase activity.
UAUUAAAAUUGAUAUUUUAGGACUUUAAAAUGAAGAAAGGCAAUAAAAAGUCUUUAAAUGAUGACAUAUGGGAUGAGUUAGGAGAAGACAUAGUUCCACAAAAUAUAAAUCAAAAUAAUCAUAACGAAUUGCAAAAUGAUUCAGUUAACUCUAAUACAAAUUUCAAUGAUUUGACAGAAGACUUUGACGGAUUUAUGUCAACAUUGAAAGCAUCAUCAAAAAAUAAGUCUAUAAAAAAGGAAAAUGGGUCUUCAAUUCAAAAUUCAAAAAUACAUAAUAAAAAUUUAUCAAAACAAAAUUUAUCUUUAAAUCAAAAUAAUUUAUGUGAAAAUAAUAAUAAAAUUGGAAAUCAAAAGUUUGAAGAAGUACCUGAAAUUAGAUUAAAAACUAAAAGAGAAAAAGAGAAAGAAAAAAAGGAAAGAGAAAAACUCAAGAAGUCUGAAAUGAAAAAUAGUGUAAAUAAGUUAGAUCUGGAAAAAGAAAAAACAAAAGCCUCUGAAAUUGUUAAAACAAAAAAACAAGUAAAUGGGCCUACAAUGGUUACAAAUACUUCUCACGAACCAACUUCUGCGAAAAAAACUAAAGCUAGAGCAAUUAAUAUAGCAGCACUACAAAAGCAAAUUGAACUACGUAUGCAAAUAGAAGAAGAAAGAAAAAGACAGGAAGAGGAAGAAAAGAGGAUGAUAGAAGAAGAAGAAAGGAAAAUACAAGAAGAAGAGCAAAAGAAACGUGAAGCAAAAGCUAGAAAAAAGGAAAAAGAAAAAGCGAAAAAAGAAGAAUUGAAAAGUCAAGGGAAAUUUUUAACAAAAAAACAAAAAGAACAGCAACAAAUGGCUCAAAUAAAGAUCCAACAACUUUUGGCAGCUGGUGUAAAAAUUGAAGGGCUUACAAAUAAUAUGAAUUCCGAGCUUCCUGAUAAAUCGAAUCGUUUAGUUUAUGAUUUUAAAAGAAAAAAGUCCAGGAAUAAUAUCAAAAGUCUAAAUAAUAUGAAUAAUGAGAUUGGUCUUAAUGUUGAACUUAAUAAUGAUAUAUCCGAAAAUAAUGGUACUACAGAAUUGUCUAUUCAGAAAGAUGAUUUAGAUCAAGAAACUUUAGUAUCAGAUUUUGAAAAUGAUAUAGUAGACGAUUGGGAAAAAACUCUGGAAGAUGAAGACAAUAUAUUAGAUAGUUGGGAAGAUGCUUUUGAUUAUGAUGAUAAAGAUUCGUGUAAAAUUGAUACUAAAGAUACUAAUUUUAGGUUAUCUGAUCAAUAUUUAAAAAUUCAACCACUUGAAAUAAAUAAUAAUAAUUGUAUUGAAAAAACUAAUGAUGUGAAUUAUUCAGGAACUGAGCAUGUAAAUGAGCAUGUAAAUGCGAAAGUUGGACAUGCAAGUAUAAGAAAAAAAGAAACAAUACAGGAUUCUUGUAUAAAGGAAAAUAAAAUUUUGUCAUCUAAAAAGAAUUCUAAAAACAUAGAAAGCAAUUUGAGGUCUCCAAUAUGUUGUAUUCUUGGCCAUGUUGAUACUGGAAAAACAAAAAUUUUAGAUAAAAUUAGACAAACUAAUGUACAAGAAGGUGAAGCUGGCGGUAUAACACAACAAAUAGGUGCUACAUAUUUUCCUAUGGAUUCUAUAAAACAAAAAGUUUCUGUUCUGGAUAAAAAUGAAAAACUUGAAUAUAAAGUACCUGGGCUUCUUGUUAUUGAUACGCCAGGACAUGAGUCUUUUACAAAUUUACGAUCUAGAGGUUCUAGUUUGUGCGAUAUUGCAAUUUUGGUUGUAGAUAUUAUGCACGGUUUAGAGCGACAAACUCUUGAAUCACUACGUUUAUUAAAAGAACGAAAAACACCUUUUAUUGUUGCAUUAAAUAAAAUUGACCGAAUAUAUGGGUGGGACUCUAUACCAGAUGGCGCAUUCCAAGAAUCAUUAUCAAAACAGAAGAAAUCAGUUCAAAGAGAAUAUCAUGAUCGAUAUACAAAAAUUGUUACGGAGUUCUCAGAACAGGGAUUAAAUGCAGUUGCAUAUUAUGAUAAUAAGAAUUUUGCAAAAAAUGUCUCAAUUGUCCCUACAUCAGCAUUAACCGGGGAAGGCAUACCUGAUAUGUUAAUGCUUUUAGUAAAUUUAACUCAGCAACGUAUGAGUAAUAAAUUAAUGUAUUUGUCAAAACUUGAGGCUACAGUAUUAGAAGUAAAAGUUAUUGAAGGUCUUGGAACUACUAUUGAUGUUAUUUUAUCGAAUGGCGUUUUAAAAGAAGGUGAUCGUAUUGUUUUAUGUGGAUUAAAUGGUGCAAUUGCAACAAAUAUACGCGCUCUUUUAACUCCUCAACCUUUAAAAGAGUUAAGAAUUAAGUCUACAUAUCUGCAUAAUAAAGAAGUAAAGGCUGCAUCAGGUGUAAAAAUUUCUGCAAAUGAUUUGGAUAAGGCUAUUGCGGGUUCAAGAUUGAUGGUUGUUGGUCCGAAUGAUAAUGAAGAAGAAAUGAAGGAAGAAGUUAUGGAAGAUUUGCAUGGUUUAUUAAAUUUCAUUGAUACCAGUGGUAUUGGUGUUUCUGUUCAGGCUUCUACUCUUGGGUCUCUUGAAGCUUUACUUGAAUUCUUAAAACAAAAUAAAAUUCCCGUUUCUAGUAUAAAUAUUGGUCCUGUUCAUAAAAAAGAUGUUAUGAAAUGCAGUGCUAUGAUUGAAAGAGCUAAAGAGUAUACAGUAAUGUUGUGUUUUGAUGUAAAAAUUGAUAAGGAUGCUGAAGAAUUAGCAGAGCAGCUUGGUGUAAAAAUUUUUAUUGCUGAUAUUAUAUAUCACCUUUUUGAUUCUUUUACUGAAUAUCAAGCCAAAAUUAUGGAAUUAAAGCGUCAAGAAAGCGCGCCUGAAGCAGUGUUUCCUUGUAUACUAAAAACUAUUGCUGUUUUUAAUAAAAAAGAUCCUAUACUUCUUGGUGUUGAUAUAGUAGAAGGAGUAAUUAGAGUUGGAACACCUAUAUGUGCUAUAAAGAUUAGUCCUAAUACACAAGAACGUCACAUUGUAGAUUUAGGAAGAAUAGCAAGUAUAGAAAAAGAUCAUAAAGUUAUGAAUAUAGUUAAAAAGGAACAAGCUAGUAAAGGUGUCGCUAUUAGAAUUGAAUCUGCUUCCCAGAUACUUUUUGGUCGUCAAGUUGAUGAAAAAGAUAUUCUUUAUUCUCAUAUAUCGCGAAAGUCAAUUGAUGUAUUAAAAGGUAUUUUUCGUGAUGAAGUUUCUAAAGAAGAAUGGAAUCUUAUACGGAAACUUAAAACUGUAAUUUUUUUUUUCUUUUAUGAUUCAUAUUUAUGA